This is a messenger RNA of Moneuplotes crassus, 638 nucleotides long. Lineage: Eukaryota; Ciliophora; Spirotrichea; Euplotida; Euplotidae. The record is from the annotation of a GenBank genome assembly.
CUAAACCCAUCAUGAAACUUAUUAUCACUAAGCAUUAUGGAGGUGUUCUAAUAGCAUGUGGCUUGCUGGCAGGCCAGCAAUACUACAACGCUUUUAGCUUAGUUGGUCCACUAAGAAAGAUGAUUUUCAAGGAAACAUUCAUGAAGAACUUUGAAGAAAGUCAUAAAAUGGUAUUCAAUACUCCUCCUUCGCCAUUCGGGUACCCUGAUAUGGGUGCAGGAAGAUAUUCCAGGAUGUUGCCAUAUCAAGAAUGGUAUAAAUUCAACGUUGUUCAAAGAAUUCAUGGAAAUUCUGUUGAGCAUCUUUCACAUUGCAUUCCACUCAUGAUGUUAUGAGGACUGUUUUAUCCCAAAAUUGUCACAUCUUUAGGGUUAUGAAUUCUCGCAGGCAGAGAAGCCUACAUGAGUGGCUACCUCAAAGGCGGACCAGACUCCCCAGUCCGGCUAGCUGGAGGCGCAGCUGUACUCGCUCCAGAAAUAAUCAUGACUGGGAUGUUGUUAGGAAUAGGAGUUUGGAGAGGAUUCUUCAAAAGACCACUAACUAAAUUUGGCCCUAUCAAAAGACGUAACACAUCAUUGAUCGAUCAGCAGAAGGCGAAAAUCUUGAAAGAAGAAAAGUAUGGUAUCAAACUCCCUUAA